Molecule: messenger RNA, 1821 nt
Organism: Lactuca sativa (garden lettuce)
Lineage: Eukaryota; Viridiplantae; Streptophyta; Magnoliopsida; Asterales; Asteraceae
Product: protein FAR1-RELATED SEQUENCE 5
Molecular function (GO): zinc ion binding
Source: RefSeq, a predicted model, not a curated record
AUGCUGAGAUAUGCUGAGAUUGGUGGUUUUGAUGUAAGAUUAAGCACGCAAUCAAGGUUUGAUAACAAGAUUAUAAAGAAGAAACAUGUUAUAUGUAAUUGUGGUGGCAAACUGAAAAAGAAAUCUUGUGACACAUUGGGUACAAGUGGUGUUAGGAGGAAACGAAAUUCAAGAUCUAUUGGUUGUCAAGAAAGGAUUGUAUUUGAAUCUGUGUAUGGAACUCCAAAUUAUAAAGUUUUUCAGUUUGAUGAACUUCACAACCAUCCACUUGAGAAGAGAAGCAAUUUAAAAAAAGUGAGGCAAAUGUCAUAUUCAGAAAAUAAGUUUAUUGUGCGUGCUUCCACAUCAAAAAUAGGUCCAACUAUGGCUCAUAAGUUGAGGGCAAGUCUGAGAGGUGGGUAUGAGUUUGUAAAGCCCAAAGUAGUUUACUAUAAAAAUUUAAGGAGAGAUAUCAACAAGGUUAUUGGUUAUAAAUAUGCUCAAAUAAUAGUAAACACAAUGAAUGAUCGUCGAGCUCACUAUCCAAAUUACUCAUUUGAGUUCAGUUGUCAAGAUGAUGUUUUGGACUGUAUGUUUUGGGCUGAUGAAAUGGAGAAGGCAUAUUAUGCUGAAUUUGGUGAUGUUAUCUCUUUUGAUGCGACUUUCCGAACAAACAAGUAUCGAAUGGUUUUUGUUCCAUUUACUGUGAUAAACCAUCAUAAGAAAUCGGUUAUUGUUGGAUCGGGGUCGCUAAGCAAUGAAAGUAUUGAGUCUUACUCUUGGUUGCUUAAAGCAUUUCUUAAAAGUCAUGGGAAAGAACCAACACUUGUUUUAACCGAUAAAGAUGCUGCAAUAAAACAAGCUAUUGAGAAUAUAUCAGAUGAUUUAUUUUCAAACAAAGACUUUAGAAAAAGGUUUUCGAAGCUUGUUUGGGACAUUAAUAUGAAACCUGAUGUUUUUGAGGUGAAGUGGGGUUCGCUUAUGAAGGAAUUCAAUCUUGAAGACACAAGAUGGUUUAAAGACAUGUUUACAAUACGUGAUUCAUGGAUACCUGGAUAUUUUAAGGAUAUUCCAAUGUGUGGUUUGAUGAAGACUACAUCUAGGUCAGAGAGUAUGAAUUCAUUCUUUAAUACAUACUCAGAAAGUGGGAACUUACUUUUGAAUUUCAUGAUUAAUUACGACAUUGCUAUUCAAAAGCAAAGGAAUACUCAACGAGAGCUUGAUAAGGCAUCAAAGAAAGCAUCAUAUAAAAUGCAAACACCUCGAGAAAUAGAACUGCAAGCAUCAAAGGUUUAUACAGAUGGUUGGGAAGUUUACAUUGUGCAGCACAACAACACUAAAAGCAAAUUUAAAAAUGAAUUUAAGGUUCAAAUAAAAGCUGAAGAGAAAGAAAUAAAUUGCAGUUGUGAACAUUUUAAGCGUAUGAGUGUUUUACGCAGACAUGCUUUUACAAUAACGAUGAGAUGUGGUGUUAAAGAAAUUCCUGAAAGAGAUGACAAAAAGAAAUUGGCUUUGUUUGCUGAGAAACAACAAAUGUUGUUGAAGGAAUUUGAGAGUGAUUAUAUAUCUCCUGGAUUGAAAAACAAGACGGAUGGUGAAGUCGUAUGCAAGCUUUUGGGUGUUACUAUUCCUAUUCCAAAAGAGAUUAAUAUUCAUGUUCCUGAAGUUCAAAGCAAUAAAGGUUUUGGAAUCAAGAAAAGAAUUCCAAGUGCAGGUGAAGUAGCAUAUGAAAAUUCUAAAAAAGAACAUAAAAUGUGUUCAGGAUGUGGAAAACGAGUUCCACACAAUUUACGUACUUGUCCAAAAAGAGUUGGAGCUGCUAAAUCAGCAAAAGACAGUUAA